AUGGUACCUAGUCGAAGCAAUUCAAAAUCAAGAAAUAAUAUUCAAGAGUUGCCAGAUCAUAUGGUGAGUAAAAUUGGCAAGGGGGUAAUCAAUCAACUAUCAAGUGGUUCACUGACUAUCGAAUUUAUGGUUAACAGUGCAAAAACAAAAGUAGCCAUAGAAGUAGAAACCUCAGCAUGCGCAUCAGUGAUAAACAAAACAGCAUAUAGGCAACUAUUUAAUAAUUUUUUGUUAAAUAAAGUAAAUUUCAAGUUUAUGUCUGUCACAGGAGAAAUUAUUUAAGUUAUAGGUAAAUUGAUNCACUGACUAUCGAAUUUAUGGUUAACAGUGCAAAAACAAAAGUAGCCAUGGAAGUAGAAACCUCAGCAUGCGCAUCAGUGAUAAACAAAACAGCAAGGCAACUAUUUAAUAAUUUUUUGUUAAAUAAAGUAAAUUUCAAGUUUAUGUCUGUCACAGGAGAAAUUAUUUAAGUUAUAGGUAAAUUGAUUUAUUUUAAAUGUGUAUUUCUGCAAUAAGGUUGCUAAUGUAUUUGAAUUAGAAUCACUGCUGGUUAUAGAUAGUUAAAAAAAGUAUAACACUGUUUUUAGGUCAUUCAUUGCUUUAUAGAUUGGUAGGUACCUAAAUUGAGAGAUAUUACUUCUAAAAUAAACAAUGUAGCUUUGAGAAAUAAUAUAUUACAAUUAGAUUUUAUCUAAUUUUAAUUUAGGUUUCCUAGUGAUAAGUUCAAAGCUAGAUAAGAGUAUAGAAAUUUUAAAGGAGAAAUGGUUUUAAAACCCAGAGCCAAGUCGAUAUUUUAUGAAUUGUAUACAGUUUCCUUUAGUUUAAAGACAAAGUAAAUUUAAAGAUAGACAGUUUAGUAGAGAGUAAAAUAUUAGAACCAAUAAAAUUUAGUGAAUGGGCAAGUCCUAUAGUUAUAGUGCUGAAACAAAAUGAGAAUUUAAGAAUUUGUAUAGAUAGCAAGGUAAGGUUAACAAUAAACAAAAUGAUCAAGACAGAACAUUACCCUCUACCUAGAGCUGAUGAAUUGUUUGCUAGUUUGGUGGACUGUAAAAUAUUCUGUGUAUUAGACUUAAUGGCUUAUCAACAAUUAAAUGUAGUACAAAUUUUUAAAUAA
This is a messenger RNA of Cinara cedri, 1114 nucleotides long. The record is from the annotation of a GenBank genome assembly. NCBI's taxonomy places the organism in Eukaryota, Metazoa, Arthropoda, Insecta, Hemiptera, Aphididae.